AUGCGCAGCGCCGGAGGGGAGCCCCGAGGGGAGCCCGCAGACGCCGGAGGGCCCCUGCGCUGGCACAGCACGGGCGGAGCCGGGGGUCUGUCCCUCCGGAGCCAGAGGCCGCCUUCCCGCCGUAGAGGGUCCGCGGAGCCCCGUGGCGUGCCCCACGUCAAGGAAAUCGAGACGCGGAGCCCGGACGUCCCCGGACGGGGCUCCCCGCCGCGGCCCGCGCGCCCCGCCUCUCCGCUCCCUGCCCCGGACCUGCUGGCGAUCCUGAUGCCGAGGCCCCGCGUGCGGAGAGGAGAGGCUUCUGCGCGCGGCCGGCCCGAGCCCAGCCGGAGCAAAGGCGGGGACCGGUGCAGGCCCUCCGGCCACCCCUGGCUUCAAGAACGGGGCCAUCAUCUCAGCGGGGGCCCGGGGCCCACCUUCUGCGCAGGACCUGCCCCUCUCCUGACCCCAUUUUCCACGUCCCGGGUUCCCUGUUCCCGCUGCGCUUUCCCUAUGAACAACGGGCCUCGCCUAGGUCGUGGGCCGCAUGCCCGGGAGCAGGCGUCCCUGGGCGGGCCCCUGCCCUGCCGCCCCGUCCGCAUUUACCUCAUCUCGAUGACAGCCGUCCCAACAGCUGCGAGGGACGAGGGCCAGACCUCCUCGGCGGGAGGUGCCCAGCGCGCCCCCUGGCGGGCCGCCGUCGCUCCGGCAGCCUCAUCGCCUGGCGCGCGGCUCCCCGACCUGGAUGUGGGGGGCCGGGCCGGGCUUUCCGAGCCCGCGGAGACAGGGAAGAGUCCGUCCAGGCGGCUCGUCUCCUCCCCGUCCCAGAGGAAAGCGAUGUUCGAGGUCGUCCACUCUGACCUUGACACCGGCGGUCAAGGUCAAGCCUUUCCAGCCGCGGCCUCUCACACGGGCUCCAGGGCUGGGGCCUUCAGCAAAACCCUGCAAAGCCAGGCUCUCGAGCCCGGGUCUCUGACCAAAGGAGCCGUCUCCCCGGAGCACAGGCUCCGCAUCCUGGGGCCUCCGGCUCGUCCAGGCUGCCCCGACCAGAGUCAGCCCAGCGCCACCAUGCCCACGGCAUCAGCGGGGACAGCUGGCACCGGGGAUAUAGUUAGCCUGCCCGGAGCAAGGCGAGGGCUCCUCGAGCUCCUCCCCGACGGUCAGCAGGUGCGCUGGGCAGAGCAGCAGGUGGUACGCCCCCGGGGUCCCCAGCGAGUUCCUGAAGCCUCAAGCGUUGCCCCACCAACUCCCUUCUCCCAGACCGAGGGGUCUGAGGACGGAGGACCCUCCCCUGCGGAGGCACAUGGGUCCAGUGCGGUCGCCUCCCUGUACGACACCCGACGGCGGGCUGCCGAGUGGCCGGCCCGUCACAGUCUGCAGAUUCCGCAUCUCCUGGGCCCCCUCACCGGGCCUGCCACUCGCCGGUCCCCGCAGUCGGAAUGGACGGCCGCCCGCACGGAUGAACGAGGGGUCCACUUCCCUUCACGUGCUUACCACGAGUUACAGGGAAGAUUACCUCCUGACCCCCCAAUCCAGACUGCUUACCCCUCAGACUGA
Molecule: messenger RNA, 1533 nt
Organism: Lontra canadensis (Northern American river otter)
Lineage: Eukaryota; Metazoa; Chordata; Mammalia; Carnivora; Mustelidae
Product: collagen alpha-1(I) chain-like
Exons: 7
Coding region: 1-1533 (510 amino acids)
Source: RefSeq, a predicted model, not a curated record